AUUAAAAUAUAGUCUUUUUUUUAUAUUUUUCAAAAAUUUUAAUUUUUUUUUUGAAAAUAGUCAACUAUAUCUCCCUCGAUUAAUACUGUACUGUUUAAUCAGAGUGAUUAGUUAACGUUCGUGUCACGUGACUAGAAAAGUAAAAAUGAACAUAAUUAUCAGUGAAAGAAAUAAUUUGUGUAUAAAAAUUCUUAUCAUUCUUCUUUCUAUUUCUAUUGUCAAGACCAAAGAAGAUGCUAAACAUUGGCAUCGUCUCGCUGAACAAGAACUUCAUGAUUCAUUAGCUUACAAAUGGAAUACAAAUAAUGCCAAAAAUGUAAUAAUAUUUAUUGGAGAUGGUAUGAGUGGAAAUACAAUAACAGCAAGCAGAAUUUUUAAUUCUAAUGAAACAAGUUAUCUUUCAUGGGAAAAAUUCCCACAUAUUGGACUGCUUAAGACCUAUAAUACAAAUAAACAAGUACCUGAUUCUGCAUCAACAGCGACAGCACUUUUCAGUGGAGUCAAGACGAACUUUAAGGUCGUUGGAGUUGAUGUUAAUGUACCACUUGCUGAUUGUGAAGCAAGUUUGAAUACUGAAUUUCAUUUGAAGUCAAUUAUCUCUUGGGCUCAAGAAGUCGGUAAAUAUACAGGAUUUGUUACUACUACUCGUGUAACUCAUGCAACACCAGCUCCAUUAUAUGCACAUUGUGCAGACAGAAAUUGGGAAUGCGAGGCAAAAAAACCUCCAAAUGCAGAAAAAUGUCAAGACAUUGCAAUGCAAUUGAUUGAAAAUGAACCUGGCAAAAAUAUCAAGGUAAUUAUGGGUGGUGGAAGACAAAUGUUACAAUCAUUUGUAAAUGGAACAAUUACCGAUCCAAUAGAUAAAUGGGCAUGUUAUAGUAAAGAUGGACGUGAUUUAAUUGAAAAAUGGAAAAAAGAUAAAAAAUCGAGAAAUUUUAAUUUUAAAGUUGUUGAAAAUAAUGAACAACUUUCUCAAGUUGAUUAUGAAAAUACAGAAUUUUUAUUGGGAAUUUUUGCAAAUGGACACAUUCCUAUGGAUUGGAAACGUGAUAAAGGUCCAAAGGGUCAGCCAAGUUUGGAAGAAAUGACAAUAGCUGCGAUAAAAGUAUUAAAGAAAGCAGAUAAAGGAUUUCUUCUUGUGGUAGAAGGUGGUCUUAUUGAUUUUGCCCAUCAUAGAGGACAUGCAGCUCAAGCUUUACAAGAAACUGUUCGCUUAUCAGAAGCCAUUGAUGCAACAUUAAAAUUAAUUAAUAUCGAGGAAACUUUAGUUAUUGUCACCAGCGAUCAUACACAUUCAAUGUCAUUUAGUGGUUAUAGUGAUCGGGGAUCAUCUAUUCUUGGUAUAGCUCAAAAAUCGAAAUACGAUAACAGAAAUUUUACUACCUUAACAUAUAGCACCGGUGGUCCAAAUAAUAUGGGAUACACUAUUGAAAAUGGAAAAAUUGUUCGAAUUAAUCCAUCGCUUAAUGAUACAACUGAUUAUAAUUAUAGUCAACAAGCUGCAAUAAUUACCGAUGAAGCUCAACAUGGAGGUGCUGAUGUUGCAGUCUAUGCAAAAGGACCUCAAGCACAUCUUUUUCAUUCUACUCAUGAACAAAAUUUUGUGGCUCACGUAAUUGGAUAUGCAUUAAAAAUUGGACCUUACGCAAAUAACAAUUUUACAACAAAUAAUUCCAUUCAAAACUUUAAAUUAUACAAUAAUAUAUUUAUUAUAUCAAUUGUUAUGAUAAUCAGCCUUAAAAUUAUUUUCUAUAUAAAUUAUUCUUAAAAUUCAACGAA
Leptopilina boulardi is the source of this 1779-nucleotide messenger RNA. RefSeq names its product alkaline phosphatase-like. The coding region runs from base 146 to 1768 and encodes 540 amino acids. NCBI's taxonomy places the organism in Eukaryota, Metazoa, Arthropoda, Insecta, Hymenoptera, Figitidae. The transcript has 8 exons. Gene Ontology annotation, molecular function: alkaline phosphatase activity. Gene Ontology annotation, biological process: dephosphorylation. The record is from RefSeq and is a predicted model, not a curated record.